Eurytemora carolleeae is the source of this 1218-nucleotide messenger RNA. RefSeq names its product carbohydrate sulfotransferase 11. Gene Ontology annotation, cellular component: membrane. The transcript has 13 exons. Gene Ontology annotation, molecular function: sulfotransferase activity. Lineage: Eukaryota; Metazoa; Arthropoda; Copepoda; Calanoida; Temoridae. The coding region runs from base 31 to 1053 and encodes 340 amino acids. Gene Ontology annotation, biological process: carbohydrate biosynthetic process. The record is from RefSeq and is a predicted model, not a curated record.
UGUAUACUAAACAGUGCACACUGGAAUACAAUGAUAAACUCAUAUAGGAGUAUAUCUAAUAAGUUCAAAAACUGGGUAAACAGACAUAAAAGAUACAAGUAUCUACUAAUUAUUUCAACUGUUGUGUGUUUUUUCUUGUAUCGAACCAAUCAGGCAGUGUACUGCAAGGAGUGGAACCAGUUUAGAAGAAAGCAAUCAAUUUCAAAACAACCCCAACAGAGCAAAGAGAUGAUACAGCGUCUAAAUCAUAUAAAUGAAAUUUGUGAAGAAUUAGAUAUGACUGAUAAUGAAUACAGUUGUAGUUAUGAGAGUAAAGUACCAAAGUUUAGUCAACAAAUUUCAAAAUACAAUUUUCUACAGGAUCCGAAAACUUCAACAGUUUUGUGCUUUAAUUAUAAGAUUGCUGCUUCCUCCUGGAUGGAUUACCUUGCAAGGGUAGAAAACAAUGUAGAGUAUUUAGAACAACUGCGAGAACACGGGAAAUUGUAUGAAAUUACUAAGAGAUUGGGUUUGAGCGAAUCGUCAAUUUUUGCGGCAAGUGUCGACAACGCAAUUUUUAAACUCUUGGUCGUGAGAAAUCCAUUUGAAAGGAUAAUUUCUGCAUAUGCAAAUCGUAUUCUUGAUCAAUCCACCGCUCAAUAUAAAGAGAAUAUUAUCUGGAUGCAUAAGCCCAGUGGAGAACUUUAUAAGAUUGGAGAUACUCCCACUUUAUCCGACUUUAUUGUAUACGUUACAGAAGGAAACAAUGAUCCCCACUGGAAACCGGUUUGGUCCAGUUGCUCACCCUGCCUUGUACAGUACACAGCAGUUUUGAAGUUGGAAGAUGGAGAAGUAGGAAUCGAUAAAGUUUUAGCCGACAGUGGACUUAUCAAGCACGCUCAGUGGGACUACAAACCUAAAAAUAAAAGUAACAAAACUGGUUUAUCUUUCAGAGAUGUAGAUUGUAUGAUAAUUGAAAAGCUGUAUCGUCAUUAUCAACUAGAUUUUAUGCUUUUUCAAUACAAUUUAACCAUGUACUUAUCAAACAUAAACAAGCGCUGUACAUUCCUUUAAUGUGUGCUUUUACUUAAAUAAUUUUGUAUUGUUUAGUACUUUUAUGUCCCAAUAAUCUGUACUUAUUCUUAUUAAUCAUAGAAAAAAGCAUAGAGUAAUAAAACGAAGAGGUGAAGCUUACCUCAGAUGUACACAACCGACCUUCCUAUUUAAUUAAUAGAGUGG